Hyaloscypha bicolor E is the source of this 582-nucleotide messenger RNA. RefSeq names its product cell division control protein. Gene Ontology annotation, molecular function: GTPase activity; GTP binding. Lineage: Eukaryota; Fungi; Ascomycota; Leotiomycetes; Helotiales; Hyaloscyphaceae. The transcript is spliced from 3 exons. The record is from RefSeq and is a predicted model, not a curated record. Gene Ontology annotation, biological process: small GTPase-mediated signal transduction. The coding region runs from base 1 to 582 and encodes 193 amino acids.
AUGAUAUGCGUUUGCAGAUGUGUGGUCGUCGGUGACGGUGCUGUGGGCAAGACUUGUCUUCUGAUCAGCUACACGACAAACAAGUUCCCCUCCGAAUAUGUGCCUACUGUCUUUGAUAACUAUGCCGUUACCGUUAUGAUUGGCGAUGAGCCAUACACUCUAGGCCUCUUCGACACCGCAGGACAAGAAGAUUACGACCGUCUGCGUCCGCUCUCGUAUCCACAAACCGAUGUCUUCCUAGUCUGCUUCUCCGUCACCUCGCCCGCGUCCUUCGAAAACGUCCGAGAGAAAUGGUUCCCUGAAGUCCAUCACCACUGCCCCGGUGUCCCCUGCCUGAUUGUCGGCACACAGACCGAUUUAAGAGAUGACCCCAGUGUAAGGGAGAAGUUGGGGAAGCAGAAGAUGAGUCCAGUGCGGAAGGAGGAUGGCGAGAGGAUGGCAAAGGAGUUAGGGGCUGUGAAGUAUGUGGAGUGCAGUGCUUUGACGCAGUAUAAGUUGAAGGAUGUGUUUGACGAGGCAAUCGUGGCAGCACUCGAACCCCCGGCGCCAAAGAAGAAGCACCGGAAUUGCCUGAUUCUUUAA